AUGCUGAACAAACACCUGCAGUCGUUGAUGGAAGGACUGACGGCCAAGGUCUUCAGGACGUACAACGCCUCCAUCACGCUGCAACAGCAACUUGAGGAACUUACAGAUCCGGAAGAGACAGUUCCUGCAAAGAUCCUGUCUUAUAAUAGAGCCAACAGAGCGGUUGCAAUCCUUUGCAACCAUCAGCGAGCACCACCCAAGACUUUUGACCAGUCCAUGGCCAACUUGAGAACCAAGAUUGAUGCCAGGAAAGAACAGAUGGCACUGGUCAAGAAGGAGCUGAAAGAAGCCAAAAAGCAAGCUAAGGAAAAAGAAGACAAGAAGCUCAAAAAGCUCAUGGAAAGUAAGAAGAAGGCUCUUCAGAGAACGGAGGAGCAGAUUAUGAAACUGGAGGUGCAGGCGACGGACAGAGAGGAGAAUAAGCAGAUUGCCUUGAGCACCUCCAAGCUAAACUAUCUGGACCCCCGAAUCACAGUGGCCUGGUGCAAGAAGUGGGUUGUUGGCUUGGAAAAGAUCUACAAUAAGACUCUGAGGGACAAGUUUGCCUGGGCCAUCGAUAUGGCGGAAAGCGACUUCUACUUUUAG
Molecule: messenger RNA, 585 nt
Organism: Staurois parvus
Lineage: Eukaryota; Metazoa; Chordata; Amphibia; Anura; Ranidae
Source: the annotation of a GenBank genome assembly